Molecule: messenger RNA, 2961 nt
Organism: Castor canadensis (American beaver)
Lineage: Eukaryota; Metazoa; Chordata; Mammalia; Rodentia; Castoridae
Gene: Nlrp4
Product: NLR family pyrin domain containing 4
Biological process (GO): regulation of inflammatory response
Cellular component (GO): cytoplasm
Molecular function (GO): protein binding
Source: RefSeq, a predicted model, not a curated record
AUGGCAUCAUCUUUCUUUUCUGAAUUUGGCCUUACAUGGUAUCUGGAGGAGCUCAACAAGAAGGAGUUCAUGAAAUUUAAAGGACUCCUCAAGGAAGAGAUUUUGCAACUUGACCUUAAGCAAAUUCCCUGGUGUGAAGUGAAGAGAGCAUCCCGGGAAGACCUCGCCAACUUACUGAUCAAAUAUUAUGAGAAACAACAAGCAUGGGCUGUGACGUUCAGCAUCUUUCAGAAGAUCAAUAGAAAAGAUCUCUGUGACAGGGCCAAGAGAGAGAGUACUGGACACACCAAGAGGUAUCAAGCUCACAUACAGAAGAAAAUCAGCAAUAUGUGGUCCAGAGAACCCAUCACUGCAAUUCAUGAUUUCUUUGACCAGAAAAUCACCCCAAAAGAACGUGAAUAUUUUGAGCCCCUUAUUGCUCCUAAGACAACCAGGAAGCAGUCUCACACAGUGCUGCUUAAGGGAAUCCCAGGAACUGGGAAAACGAUGGUUCUGAUGAAGUUAAUAUUGGCCUGGGCAGAAGGCAGCCUCUGUCAGGAUAGAUUCUCAUAUGUUUUCUAUUUCUGCUGCCGAGAAUUAAGAACACUGACAGAAACAAGCCUGGCUGAACUCAUCUCCAGAGACUGGCCUGACUCUGGCGUUGCCAUAGCAGAGAUCAUGUCCCAACCAGAGCAGCUCUUGUUCAUCAUUGAUAGCUUCGACGAGCUGAAAUGCAGCUUGGAUGGACCGGAGGCAGAGCUGUGCAGUGACUGGAUGGAGAAGCAGCCAAUAAAGGUGCUUCUGGGCAGUUUGUUGAGGAAGAAGAUGCUCCCAGAGUCGUCCUUAAUCAUUGCAACUACCCCUAGCUACUCACCAGGACUGGAGGAAAGGUUGGAGAGCCCAGACAUUAGAACAGCCAUAGGAUUCGAAGAUAGCAACAAGGAGGAGUACUUCCACUGCGUGAUUAAAGACAGUAGUAGAGCCAUGCAAGCCUUCAGAUUGGUGAGAGAAUAUGAACAGCUGUCUUCCAUGUGCCAACUCCCUGUGCUUUGUUGGAUCGUGUGCACUUGUCUGAAGCAGGAGUUAGAAAGGGGAAGAGACCUGGCGCUGAUCUGCCAACGCACCACCUCUCUGUAUGCCUCCUUCAUCUUUAACUUGUUCACUCCCAAGGGUGCUAAUUGUCCAAAUUGGCAAAGCCAAGGCCAGCUGCUAGGCCUGUGUUCCCUGGCCGCAGAGGGCAUGUGGACUGACACAUUUGUGUUGAGAAAGGAGGCUCUCAGUAGAAAUGGGAUAGCUGACUCUGACAUCCCCACAUUGCUGGACAUCAAGAUUCUUCUGAGGGAUAAGAAUUGUGAGAACUCCUAUGUGUUCAUCCACCCAUCUGUCCAGGAGUUCUGUGCUGCCAUGUUUUAUUUGCUAAAGAGCCACAGUGAGCACCCCAACUCAGCUGUUGCAUGCUCAGAGACACUCCUGUUUACAUUUUUAAAGAAAGUUAAAGAUCAUUGGGUUUCUUUCCCACGUUUCUUAUUUGGCCUUUUACAUGAAAAGGAACAACAAAAGCUGAAUGCAUUUUUUGGCUUCCAACUAUUAUCCCAAGAGGUAAAGCAGCGAUUUCACCAGUGCAUGAAGAGCAUAGGUGAGAGUGAGGAUCUUCGGGAACAGGUAGACUUCUUGGGAUUAUUUUACUGCCUGUUUGAGAUGCAGAAUGAAGCCUUUGUGAAGCAGACAAUGGACUUCCUCCAAGAAGUGAAUCUUUCUAUCACUAAAAAAUCAGACUUGAUAGUUUGCGCCUAUUGUUUAAAAAAAAGUUCUGGCUUGAGGAAACUUUUGUUUUCAAUCCAAAAUGUCUUUAAGGAAGAGAAUGGACACUGCUCCAUGUCAGAUUUCAGUCUCACCUGUUGGCAUGAGAUAUGCUCUGUGCUUACGACUAACCAGCACCUCCAAGAACUGCAGGUGAAAGAUGGGGUCCUCAGUGAGUCAGCCUGUGAGACCUUGUAUGAACAGCUGAGGCAGCCCAACUGUGUCCUUCAAAGUCUUGAGAUAAAUAGGGUUGUCUUUUAUUGUGAGUGUUCUCAUUUAUUUGAGGUGCUCAUUCAUAACUCAAAUUUGAAACACUUCAAGUUCACCCACAUCAGCCUAUCCCGUUCUGACGUGAAGUUGCUUGGUGAUACCUUGAAGCAUCCCGAGUGUAACAUAGAAAGGCUGCAGCUGGUAGACUGUGGCCUGGUGUCUGAUGACUGUGAUGUCUUCGCCUCAGUCUUGGUCAGCAGCAAGAAGCUGAAACAUCUGGAUAUAGCAUGCAACUACCUGGAGGAAGGGCUGCGCUCACUGUGCAGGGCAUUGUGCCACCCAGACUGCACCCUGAGCCUAUUGGUUUUGGCAAACUGCCACCUCAGUGAGCAUUGCUGGGAAUACCUCUCUGAAGUUGUUCUGAGUAACAAAUUUCUGAGGCAUCUGGACCUCAGCGCAAAUGUCCUGACAAAUGCAGGCCUGAAGACCCUCUGUGAGGCCCUGAGACACCCCGAAUGCAGCCUGAACUCACUGUGCUUGAUAAAAUGUUCCAUUGCUGCUAGUGGCUGUCAAGCUCUUGCCUCAGUUCUCAGCAGCAACCAGAACCUGAAAAUUCUACAGAUUGGAGGCAAUAACAUAGAGGAUGUGGGCGUGAAGCUGCUGUGUGGAGCCUUAGUGCAUCCCAACUGCCACUUGGAGGUUCUUGGGUUGGAAGCCUGUAAGUUGACCAGUGUCUGUUGUGAGGACCUCUCUUUGGUUCUCACCCACAGUAAGACCCUGUGGGGGCUAAACCUGAGUCGGAAUGCCUUGGACUACAACGGGGUGGUUGUGCUGUGUGAGGCUCUGAGACACCCAGAAUGUUCCCUGCACCUGCUUGGGGUGAGCAAAGCUGACUUGGAUGAAGAAACACAGGCUCUUCUGACAGCUGAGGAAGAGAAAAAUUCUUCCUUGACCAUCAUAGGUAGCCAAUAA